AUGAGUGCUCAAGAAGGAGGUGGAUAUCUUGGGCCUUUAACUUGUAAUUGUCUGGUUGGACCAGCAUUGAACAAUGUCAAAACUGCACAUGCCACCACACCGGCGGCGACGGAAGCUAUCAGUGUAAGUUUGUGGAAAAAUUGAAAGUUUUGUUCAAAAUAUUAACUUUAGUUAUGAGUUUUGUGAUUAAUAAGAUUUUAUGAAUACAAUAAUAUCUUUUUAGGGCCUUGAUGAAGCUUUACUUAAAGCAGAUGGAGAAUCGCCAGCUUUUUUAUACGAUUUGGCAAAGAUUUUAAUGGAAGAAUCGCUACUUAACAUUGACAUUCAGGUUAUCUUUUGCUUUGUUUUUAUUUUUAGGUACCAAAGUUAAGGGACUUCUAUAAAUGCGAGUUUCUAAGAUCACUGUUAAUUUAAUUUUUUAUAAAUUUAAUUUAUUAUAGAACUGUUUUUAACAGCAUCUUAUUUUAGGAAUCUUUCUUACGACUGCAAGCUAAAGCGCCCUCAACUGACUUGGAGCUCAACGAAUUGUCCCACAUACCUCGAUUUCAAGCUAUAUCAGAGAAGGCGAUCCAUUUACGGAAAGUUUUGUCUAGAAUCCCAGAUGAAAUGGCAGACAGAAGGCCGUUCCUAGAAACGAUCAAAGAAAUCGCAACUUCAAUUCGAGUUUUACUUGAUGCAGCUAAUGACAUUGUCAGAUCAGUUCCUCCAAACGUACAUCCAUGUAAGUUGUACUGUAUUGUAGGGUUUGGCGUCUUUUGGCGAGCUUGUUAUUGUUUUACAAAAUUUUACAUUAUCCUUUAGUGUAAUAUGCGGAAGGAUCUAUAAUAUAGUGCAGCUAAUGAAAGGGGCUAAUAGCAUCAGGUGUUGUAAUUCAGAUGGUAAAAUGAUUCUUUUAAUUAUAUUGGAUGCACUGUGUUAACGGAUUAGGUAUCGAAAUGUAACUGGCAUAACAUUAAUGGAUUGUAAUGUCAAUGACAUUAACAUAAUAUGUACAUUAUCAAAUUUACGGUUUUUAGCAUGCCAAGACAGUAUGUGGUAAUAGAUAUGUAUAUUUGCUGUCGUGGAAGGGUGUGUUCGCAUUGUAAACAGAUUUCAACAGGGCUUUAAACCAACAAUUAGAGAUACGUUGUUGUUGAUGGUACGGGCUUAGUUGGUAUUAUUAGACAAGGAAAUUGGGGUUGGCGUGGGCAGAUCUUACUUCCGAUUUUAGUAUUAUAAGCUUGAGGAUGUUGUGGCAGCACCUGAAGCUUAUAAUAGACGCAUGUUGUUGUACACAUGCCUUGAUUGUAAGCUACGUCUGUAAACAAAGUUGUGGUGAAGGAUGUCUGUGUGUGAGUAGACGAUGUUACUGUGUGUUGUGUUUUUGUAAAUUAUGUUAUUGUACACGACUGGUUACAAGAAGCUUUAAAAGCGUAACCUUUAAUUGAGAAAACUUCCAGACACAUGCUUUUAACACUGGUAAUUACUUUAAAACCAACCAAUCCUAAAAUCAUGGGAUGUUAUUGGUGUAGUAUAUUACUUUAAUUUGGCUAAUAUACUGAAAUCCAGUACAUGAGGGAAGUCGAGAAAUCAGCUUAUAAGGUAUUAUCUAAUUUCAGCGAUUGAAAAACGGAAAAGGGAAUUUGUACACUACUCGAAGAGAUUCAGCAACACGCUCAAAGAUUACUUCCGUGUUCACGAUGCCGGCCAGGUGUUUGUGGCCUCGAAUCAGCUCAUCUUCCAGACCAUACAGCUGAUAAGGUGCAUCAGGGAACGGGUACCCGGAUCGGCAUGA
This is a messenger RNA of Bursaphelenchus okinawaensis, 1774 nucleotides long. Lineage: Eukaryota; Metazoa; Nematoda; Chromadorea; Rhabditida; Aphelenchoididae. The record is from the annotation of a GenBank genome assembly.